Molecule: messenger RNA, 1075 nt
Organism: Hypomesus transpacificus
Lineage: Eukaryota; Metazoa; Chordata; Actinopteri; Osmeriformes; Osmeridae
Gene: cldne
Product: claudin e
Exons: 1
Coding region: 99-731 (210 amino acids)
Biological process (GO): cell adhesion; bicellular tight junction assembly
Cellular component (GO): plasma membrane; bicellular tight junction
Molecular function (GO): structural molecule activity
Source: RefSeq, a predicted model, not a curated record
ACAAGCUCAUUGUCAACAAUUCCAAUCCAAGUGAGCUGACAUACUCUUCAACCUCUGCCUAUUUUUCGAUCUACAAAAAGAGACAGAGAGACGUCAAAAUGGUAUCAAUGGGAAGGCAAAUGCUGGGCUUUGCCCUGUCUGUGGUCGGCUUUCUUGGAACAAUCAUUGUGUGCGCCCUCCCCAUGUGGAAAGUCACAGCCUUCAUCGGAUCCAACAUUGUGACUGCUCAGACCAUCUGGGAAGGCCUAUGGAUGAACUGUGUGAUUCAGAGUACCGGCCAGAUGCAGUGCAAGAUCUACGAUUCUCUCCUGCAGCUGCCUCAGGACCUGCAGGCUGCCAGAGCUUUGGUGGUGAUCUCCAUUAUCGCGUGUGUCUUCGGCAUCCUUUUAGGCAUUGCUGGGGGGAAAUGCAGCAACUUUGUGGAGGAUGAAGUGUCUAAGGCCAAAGUGGCCAUCACCAGUGGCAUCAUCUUCAUCUUGGCCGGUGUCCUCAUCCUCAUUCCAAUUUGCUGGUCAACCAACACCAUUAUCCGGGACUUCUACAACCCCCUGCUGAUCGAUGCCCAGAGGAGAGAGCUGGGGGCUUCACUCUACAUCGGCUGGGGCACAGCCGGACUUCUUAUACUUGGAGGAGCCCUUCUCGCCAGCUCCUGUCCGCCCAAAGAGGACAAGCCCUACCCAGUGAAGUACUCACAGGCAAGAUCCACAGCCACCAGCAGAGCCUAUGUCUGAACUAAGGACUGGUUAGGAAACAAUGUUCUAUAUUUGUGUGGUUUUUGGUACUGCCCCACCUCUUCAUACCCUUUCCAGACAUAGCAGAACAUUGAUUAAAUAACUGCACUGAGAUCUACUGUAUUACGUACCUUGGAAGGAUUGUCUCAAACAUGGGAUGCUGCUGAAGGAACUGAAAGGAAUACUAUUAUUUACUUUAACUCACACCCAAUGAAUCUUUAAAAUAUUGUUAAUUAAAAGUAAAUUGUACCUUCAACAUAAUUGUUCAGAUUGUAGGUUUUGUACAGUAUGUCAUUAAAUGUUUUGUAAAGAGCUAUUUUAAUAAAUAUAAAUCAAUGAUUUAA